Myzus persicae (green peach aphid) is the source of this 764-nucleotide messenger RNA. Its product is annotated as protein crumbs-like. The record is from RefSeq and is a predicted model, not a curated record. The transcript has 4 exons. The coding region runs from base 332 to 709 and encodes 125 amino acids. Lineage: Eukaryota; Metazoa; Arthropoda; Insecta; Hemiptera; Aphididae.
UAUAUUAUAUUGCUAUAAAAUGUACCGAGAUCACCGGGUGGGCGUGCGUGCGUGUGCGUUACAAUAGUGCCGGGACGAUAAAAUGGUUGCAUCUCGUCCUGGUCGUCGUCGUCGUCGUCUAUUUCCAGUUUGUACACAUGUGUUCAACAUUUGUCCGACGUAUAUUAUAUACACGAUUUGAUCCUUAACGCCAGCUGAUCGCGAGUCUUAUAUUAAGUCUUCGCCUCCGCCGCCGCCGCCGUCGUCGUUGUCGUCGUCGUCGUCGCCCAAGACUCCAGGAGAGCCUCCUCAGACACGAAACAUCGAGAGUAUAAUUUAACAGCGGACGACCAUGGACUACUCUACGCCGAUGAUCCUGCCACUAUUACUGAUCACCAUCACGAUCAUACCCGUGUUCGAAGGUUGCGAUCAGAGUAGACAGGGUUGUCGAAUACAGGAAGGCCAAUGUCUCUGCGGCAAGGGCUGUUAUUCCGAGUACAGAUACAGCAACUACGAGGAAUGCUAUAAAGCGCUAAAAGGUCGCCGAUUCGAUUUCUGUGCACAAGGUCCGUGUAAUCAUAACGGAGUGUGCGUUCAAACUUCGCAAGAACCAGGAUAUAAAUGUAGAUGCGCGGGGACUGGAUAUUACGGCACAAGAUGCGAAAUAAAAUGUUACGGUCAGAAUACGACUACAAAGCAGGAAGUCCCAUUUGAAUGUAUCGUUAUCUAACUGCAAUGGAUUUAUUUUUAUUUUUAAAUUUUAUAAACAAUCUUAUAUCAUAUCA